Coprinopsis cinerea okayama7#130 is the source of this 1567-nucleotide messenger RNA. RefSeq names its product 3-hydroxyisobutyryl-Coenzyme A hydrolase isoform 1. The coding region runs from base 22 to 1488 and encodes 488 amino acids. Gene Ontology annotation, cellular component: mitochondrion. The transcript is spliced from 8 exons. NCBI's taxonomy places the organism in Eukaryota, Fungi, Basidiomycota, Agaricomycetes, Agaricales, Psathyrellaceae. Gene Ontology annotation, molecular function: 3-hydroxyisobutyryl-CoA hydrolase activity. Gene Ontology annotation, biological process: L-valine catabolic process. The record is from RefSeq and is a predicted model, not a curated record.
CUUUUAUAACGGCCUCCAUCAAUGCUCAGGCUACUUGGAAGGAGAAUGUCGCCGACAGCUGCCAGGUUAGCUGCACAACGUACCAGAGCUAUUGGCCAGCACAUGAUGUCCACAACCCCGGAGUCUACAGUGCUCUUUGAGUCUAACAAAUCCAUUCGAAAGUUCAUCUUGAACCGACCAAACAAGUUGAACGCCCUUGACACACCCAUGCUUGAGCUGCUCAGACCUAAAAUCCUGGAAUGGAACUCUUCCGACCUUUGCGGUGCCAUUGUCGGUACAGGCGCGGGGCGCGCAUUCUGCGCAGGAGGCGAUGUUGCCACCGUGGUAGAGAAUGCGUCUGACCCAACCACACGACCGUUGGCAAUUGACUUCUUCAAGAAAGAAUUCGAAGUCGACUACAUACUUGCAUCACUGAAGAAGCCUUAUGUUGCUAUCCUUGACGGAAUCACGAUGGGUGGUGGAGUUGGACUCACCGCAAACGCACUCUUCAGAGUUGCUACCGAGAAGACUCUGUGGGCCAUGCCGGAAACCAAAAUUGGUUAUUCUCCGGAUGUUGGCGGAAGUUACUUUUUGUCGAGGUUGGAUGGAGAGAUCGGAACAUACCUGGGAUUGACUGGAGAGUCUCUCAGUGGAAGAGCUGUAUUUGAACACGGCUUAGCCACGCAUUUCCUGCCGUCAAGGCGCAUUCCUUUGUUGUUGGAACGUCUGUCGGAGUUGGACGAUCCAUCAGCUGCUCUCAUCGACAAAACCAUCGAAGAGAUGUCAUGUGAGCGCGAGCCAAACGAGCCUCGUUCUCUUUUGACUGGCGGAGUAAGAGCUGCUCUAGAUGCCGCAUUCCGACACAACGAAGUCGAGCAGAUAUUUGCUAGUCUGGAAGAACUUUCCCAAGUUGAGGAUGCUUCGAUCAAACAAUGGGCACAGGAAACCUUGCAGAAACUGAACCAGCGAAGCCCGACAAGUCUGAAGGUCGCCCUGGCUGCCAUCAGGCGAGGGAAAAAGUUGGACCUUGCACAAGCUAUGGCCAUGGAACUUCGAAUUGCAGGUGCUUUCUGUAACGGUGCCAGCCCUGAUUUCAAGACCGGCGUCGAGACUGUUAUCAAAACCAAGAGCAAAGAUGUACCCGCAUGGUCUCCUUCAAAAUUAGAAGAUGUGGCACCCGAAGCAGUUUCACGAUUCUUCGACUCAACGUCAUCCUUUAUCCAAGGGCUCCCCGCACUUGAGAUCCCCCAAGGACUCGAGGCGAUCCCGGAUAAUCGACACCUCAAGUACGCGCUACCGACUGAAGCCGAAAUCGGAGCCGUUGUAAAAGGUUCGCAUCCUGGCGCAGGUGACAUGGGCUGGACUGCCGAAGAAGUGCAAACCUUCUUUAGCAAGCAAUACCCAGGGAAACACGGAGUGCGAGAGAAGGUCGAGGAAGUCCUGCAACGACGAUGCACAAUCAUUGAUAACGUAGACGGUAACUUUGUAUGGCUCAAGUGGAACGCGUAGUUGGGCCCUAGUAUACUUGAUCAUUUCGCGCUCAUACAUUAUCGAUGUUACUAAUUUCAAAUACCAUGCCUUAUUCGCG